AUGGCUGAAGCAAAUCUUAAUUAUCAAAUAAUUAAAACAACACAUGCAGCACGUGAAGCUGAUGAUCAAAGAAUUGAAAAUCGGAAGAAAAAUUUAAUUAUACUUAUUCUUCAAUGGCUUGUUGAUGAAGGUUAUAUUGAAUCUGCAAGACAAUUAGAAUGUGAAACAAAUCUUGAUGUUAGUAAAUAUGAUGUUUGUGAUAAUAUUGACUUAUAUACAAUUAUUCAAGAAUAUGAAUCUUAUUUUUAUGUUAAAUUUAAUCGAUAUCCAAAAUUAACGAAAAAACAUGGACCAUCGACUGCAGCAUUUAUGAAUAAAAUAUCUUCAAAAAUAUCUAAUGCGCAACCAUCUAAUCGUCGUCCACAAAUACCACCAAUACCUCGUAUUAUUAGUAAUGGUACAGAAUCUUCUACUAGUCCUUUGAAUCGUUUACCAUCGGCUGGUGAAGCUCUUCGACGAAAUGCAAGUACUGGUAGAGUUAAUCAAUCAAAUUCCGAUAAAUUUAGUGCACAUUCAACACCACCAUCAGGCUUACAACGACAAAGUUCUACACAACCAUCAGUAAAUAAUAGUAAUAAUCAUUCAACGAAUUCACUUGAAGAAAUGAAUCUUUCAUUUAUGAAAGUUUUACCAGUUAAAUCAUCAGCAAAUGAACAACAACAACAACAACAACAACAACAACAACAAAAUGGAAAUAAGAAAAAAAAUACAAUAGUCGAUUCACGUCCUAUUCUCAAUGAUACAAUGCGUGUAAAUGUUGCAGACAGUAUUGAUCCAACUGAUCGUCUAUUAAAACCAUUAGGUGGUUAUAUUGGUUACAGUUCUGAAUGGCGUGAAUUAGCUCAAGUAAUUAGUCGAGUAAGUCAAACAAGAUAA
Molecule: messenger RNA, 876 nt
Organism: Rotaria sordida
Lineage: Eukaryota; Metazoa; Rotifera; Eurotatoria; Philodinida; Philodinidae
Source: the annotation of a GenBank genome assembly